AUGGCCCGGCCUUCCGACCAACAGGCAAAGCUGCCUGGCCUGUUUUGCCCCUUCCCAGAGGGCAAGAACCCCGAGUACAGCGACGCCGCCAAAUCGCGCAUCAAGGCCUCCGCGACGUUCUCAGGAAAGAAGGACGAGUUCCAUUCCUUCAUCCUGAGCAUAAAGAACAAAUUUGACGAAGACGUACGAACCUUCCGGACUGAGAACAGCCGGAUGGUCUGUCUGUAUAACCUGCUCGAGGGAAAAGCCCGCCGAGCACUUGAAACCCGCUUCUCCUCUGACACUCGACCCUUCUCUGGAGUGGCAGAGAUGAUCCAAGCCCUCGAGUCCGCCUAUGGCAAUCCGAAUGAGCUUUCCGAGGCUCUUGACCGCCUGCAACGCCUCCAGUUUACCGUGAAUGGGAAGACCGACAUUGUGGACUUCCUUGCGGAAUUUGACUACUUAACUGCGACCGGUCGUGUGCCCGAGGACCAGAUGAAGCAUACCUUGUGGCAGCACAUCCCGGCCAACCUAGAUAACAGCCUCUUGACCAAGACCCGUGACGAGUCCGUGACCUACGAGGUUUUCUGUGGGUUCAUUAAGGACGCUGUCCACUGCCAGAAGAGGAGUAUGAGGCAGACACAGGACUCCCGCUCUUCCGACCGAUCUCGCCGCGCGCCGACUAAGACUGCUCCGACUACCGCCAAGACUCCGAACAAGACCGGCUCGACCCUAUCACCUCGCGUGAUGCUGGCAGAGCCUUGA
Molecule: messenger RNA, 744 nt
Organism: Hirsutella rhossiliensis
Lineage: Eukaryota; Fungi; Ascomycota; Sordariomycetes; Hypocreales; Ophiocordycipitaceae
Exons: 1
Coding region: 1-744 (247 amino acids)
Source: RefSeq, a predicted model, not a curated record